Parasteatoda tepidariorum (common house spider) is the source of this 1250-nucleotide messenger RNA. RefSeq lists its product as uncharacterized. The record is from RefSeq and is a predicted model, not a curated record. Lineage: Eukaryota; Metazoa; Arthropoda; Arachnida; Araneae; Theridiidae.
GGAAUUGACAGGUAUUUGAAAGCAUAUAAAAUUCGAGAACAUCUUCAUUUUUCUUCCACUUCAAAACUCACUCGAUUUACUUCCAACAAUUCCCCUCAUUUACCAAACGAAUUAAAGCGCAAAGAAAAUAAUUUUUUUUUAAUUAAAAAGCAGUCCUAAUUUUAAUUUUCAUUUCAACAUGCUGAUUCACGUCAGUUGUUUCUUGAUGAUGUUGAUCAAUUCAGCGCUUACUGCUCAGGGUGGACCCAGAAAUAACAUCAUGAGGUUAGCCAGAGAAGAUAAAUCUAUGAGAGGUCACCUUGAGUUUAGUGGUGCAGAUGUUAUCCGAAGUCUUCUAAACUCCAGGAGUCUCAACAGCUUGGGCGGCGGAGAACUCAUUCGAAUACUAGACCCUCUGAGCGGUGGCCAAAUGCUAAGAUCUUUAGACCAGCUGUCUAGUGGACAGUACCUCAAUUCUCUAGACAAUUAUAGAGGCGGAGAAGUCUUGAACGUCCUGGACCGAAUGACUGGUGGCGAUUUCAUUAGCUCUCUGGAUGCAGUCGAAGGAGGGUCAGUCCUUGGUGCUCUGGACAGAGCUCGCCAGUCUAAACUCAGACACCCACCAUCUCCUAAACGUACCCAAACCUUGGACACACUCAACGGAAUGGCAUUUGGAAUGAGCAAGAGAUUCGAUUCCCUGAGUGGCUCUACCUUUGGCAUGAGCAAGAGGGAUUUCGAUGAAAUCGACAACGUAGGAUUCACUGGAUUCGCCAAGAGGGGACCCUACAGACAUAACAGUUUGGCCUUGGCUAAAAAGAAUUUCGAUGAAAUAGAUCGAGCUGGAUUUGAGACCUACAACAAGAGGAACUUCGAUGAAAUCGACCGAGCGGGUUUUGAAACGUUUGAGAAGAGGGAUAGAAAAGAAUAAAUAUUUUGCCAUUUUCAAGAAAUAGAAGAAUCAUUGUGGUCAUCAGACAAUAAAAGAGAAGAUAAAAAUAUUAAGCAUCAGAGACGAUUUUCAAGCGAUUGUCAGUGAACUCAAUUGUGCCAAAAAUAGUCAUUGCAGCUUUUUCUCUUGCUACAUUUAUUUUGUCUUUUUUUUCUGUCAAAAUUUCACACGACGUAUCUGUUUAAAAAAAAUAAUUGGAUUAUUGAUUUUCAGGACUGCUUCUCUUAAUAAUUUUCUUGUAUUUUAUUGAAUAUACUAUACUAUUGAACUUUAUAAUGUAUCACAUUUUGUUGUAAAUAAAAUUAAAAAUUUCCAAACAAAA